AUGGGCUUCUCAAAACCGCUUGCCACACUCCUGGUGGCGUUGGCUAGCCUCGCCACCGCCAAUUCAACGAACUGCAUUCUCUGGAACUCAUGCAACAUCACUGGCCCUAUUGGUAGUGUGCCCGGAGAGUGUGGGAAGAUGUUGGUGCCGCUUGACUACACCAACCCGAAUUCUACCCAGCGACUAGAAAUUGAGAUCUUGCGAAUUCCGGCAACCAAGCAACCAAAGAAAGGCAGCAUCUUCCUCAACUUUGGCGGGCCGGGUGCCAGUGGCAUCGAAGAUUUUGCAACAUUUAUCGAAGAGAUCAAGGCCGCCACCGGUGGCUACCACGAUCUCGUCAAUGUUAUUCCGAGGGGAACCAACAAUACAAUGCCCUUUUCCUGCUACACUAGUCAGGCUUCUCGCUACGUUGGGGAGAAGCCUCUCGCCACCAACGCGUCAGACGUUGCUCUCGCUGAAGUCUGGGCUCAGUCGAGCAUAUUCGUAUCAGCUUGCGAGACGCUGCAAAACGAUACAGGUCGACUCAUAGGCACGGCGUUUACAGCCCGAGACACGAUGCAAGUCGUUGAGGCCCUGGAAGAAGACAAGAUGCUACGCUACUGGGGUUUUUCCUAUGGCACCCUCCUGGGAGCGACGUUGGUGGCCAUGUUCCCUGACAAGAUUGACAAGAUUGUCUUGGAUGGCGUAGUGAAUCCCUUUGAGUAUUAUCAGAACACUGAAAGUGAGCGAAUGGCCUCUGUGGACGAUGUUAUUCGCGGCUUUGCCAGCGGGUGCGUCGCGGCGCCCACCGCGUGUCCUUUGGCACAGAACAUGACUUCCACGCAGCUAGAGGAGUCCCUAUACAUCUCGCUCGAACAACUCAAACAGUCCCCUAUACCGUUGCCCGACAUCGCUACUCUCGGAGGAGGCACCCUCAUUGACUACAGCACCUUUAAGAGCUAUAUCGUUUCAAUGCUAGACUUCCCACAAUUAUGGCCAGAAAUGGCGCAGACACUUGCCGGCCUGUCCAGUCCUGCGUCGAAUCCCCCGCCGGCCAGGACUGCUGACGCGGAGGCUCUGUGGGGCAUCAAGUGCAGUGAUGUGCUCACACACGCUGGCAGCGCGAUUGAUCUCCUGCCUGUCAUACAGGCCCGUCGUAGCCUCAGCCGAUUUGAGGGUGAUGCCACCGACAACCUGCUCUUUCGGUGUGCCCAAUGGAAAAUGCCCGCCAAGGAGCGUUACUCGGGCGACUGGAAUGUGAAGACCAAGAAUCCUAUCUUGAUCGUCAACAACCGUUAUGAUCCCGUGACGCCUCUUGUCUCGGCCAAGAACGUGAGCGAUACGUUUCAAGGGAGCGUUCUUCUGGAACAGGUCAGCUACGGCCAUGAUUCGAUGCAGCAGGGCUCCUUGUGCACCGCCAAGGCUAUCCGGGCGUACUUCACCAAUGGAGAGCUGCCAAAGAACGGUACCGUGUGUGACGACCUCAAGGUGAAGUUAUUCUCGGGUAAGACAGGCUGGGACGAGGUCAUACAAGAACUCAAUGCCGAUCCGGUCAAUUUAGGAUAA
Molecule: messenger RNA, 1545 nt
Organism: Neoarthrinium moseri
Lineage: Eukaryota; Fungi; Ascomycota; Sordariomycetes; Amphisphaeriales; Apiosporaceae
Exons: 6
Coding region: 1-1545 (514 amino acids)
Source: RefSeq, a predicted model, not a curated record